GUGCAGGUCGUGCGCUGACGCUGCGCGUGCCUUGGUCUGGCUCUCUCGCCAAAGCAGUUCGAGUGAUGAGUGAACGCCGCGCCCUCGCAACGGACCAACAACGGAUGUGACCCUCGGCCAGUGUCGUCCAUCAAACCGCGCCUCCACCAUUCACACCACCAUGUGUCAACGGAGCCUACAGCAAAAAUCGAUGAUGAUUAGUAGUAGCGGCAGCGGCAGUGGCAGCAGUGAACAGCAACAACAGCAGCAGCAGUGAGCAGCCCUCUCGAAACUGGCACUAGGCUGUCAGGACGCUGCCUUGGGCUGCGCUGUGUAAAACGGGUGGUGAACGGGUGGACAUCACGAGCCACGAUCCUGUUUAUCUCUGUGUGUGUGCGUGUGUGUGUGUACGCGUGUGUGUAUGUGUGAGUGGCCGGAAAACUGAAAACUUAACCGUGGGUUGACGGGUCCGUCCCGGUCCCGGUCCCGGUCUGGGUCUGGGUGGGAGCACGGUUGACGAUCCUACGUUGCUCCAGCACACUCCAGACCACACGAGGAGUCCCAGACUGCCCCACCGACACCGAAGCAGCAUAAUGGCGAGACGGCUAGCGCUAGUCUUCAGUCUGGUGCUGGCCAGCAUACGAACCGCCGUGGUCGAUGGCAAAAGCUACAGGAACUACUCAGAUAUUGGCGAGCUGUCAAAAAACCAUGCCAGCUUGUCGCUAUCGGACAUAUUACCCACGCAUCAGAAAACGUACGACAAGAACCGGGCCCCGAAGCUGUUGGGCCAACCGACGGUGGUCUACUUCCAUGUGACGGUCCUAUCGAUCGACUCCAUCAACGAAGAGUCCAUGACCUACGUGGCGGACAUAUUUUUGGCACAAAGCUGGCGCGAUCCGCGCCUACGACUACCGGAGAACAUGAGCGAGGAGUACCGGAUACUGGACGUCGACUGGCUGCACAGCAUCUGGCGGCCGGACUGCUUCUUCAAGAACGCGAAGAAGGUGACGUUCCACGAGAUGAGCAUACCGAACCACUACCUCUGGCUGUACCACGACAAGACGCUGCUGUACAUGUCCAAGCUGACGCUAGUGCUGUCCUGCGCGAUGAAGUUUGAGUCGUACCCACACGACACCCAGAUCUGCUCGAUGAUGAUCGAAAGCCGUAAGUAGAGAGGCUCGCACGGUACCGUGUUCCUUUUGUUUUCCUCACGCAGGCCUCCUACUGGCGGAUGCUUGGCGGAUGGGUG
Anopheles cruzii is the source of this 1228-nucleotide messenger RNA. RefSeq names its product glycine receptor subunit alpha-2-like. The record is from RefSeq and is a predicted model, not a curated record. Gene Ontology annotation, biological process: regulation of membrane potential; signal transduction; chloride transmembrane transport. Gene Ontology annotation, cellular component: synapse; neuron projection; membrane. Bases 573 to 1151 code for a protein of 192 amino acids. Gene Ontology annotation, molecular function: transmembrane signaling receptor activity; chloride channel activity; extracellular ligand-gated monoatomic ion channel activity. NCBI's taxonomy places the organism in Eukaryota, Metazoa, Arthropoda, Insecta, Diptera, Culicidae. The transcript has 3 exons.